Portunus trituberculatus (swimming crab) is the source of this 2720-nucleotide messenger RNA. RefSeq names its product UDP-GlcNAc:betaGal beta-1,3-N-acetylglucosaminyltransferase-like protein 1. The record is from RefSeq and is a predicted model, not a curated record. The coding region runs from base 1482 to 2582 and encodes 366 amino acids. Lineage: Eukaryota; Metazoa; Arthropoda; Malacostraca; Decapoda; Portunidae. The transcript has 10 exons.
CAAUAACAAAAAUACAAAACACAAUAAAAACAAAAAAUUGAAAUUUUUAAGUUUAUAGAUGAAAUACGUAAUUUAGAUGUUGGCGACAUGGUCAUGGCCAAUUUUGAUAUUAAAUCAUUGUUCACUAAUAUAUAUCUUGAAGAAACAAUACGCUUAGUCUGUGAUGACUUAAGUUUAAGGACAACACUAUUCUUGGCAACUUUUCGAAAACACAAUCCAACAAUUUGUAAUAUCUUGCUGUUAAAGACUGACCUUUUCUGUUUAAUAAGAAGCUAUAUAUUCAGACGGACGGUGUGGCCAUGGGUUCUUGUUUGGGUCCUACACUGGCGAAUGCUUUUCUGUGUCUAAAUUAAAUUAAUUGGUUAGGGGAUUGCCCUUGUUUUAAACCUGUUUAUUUCUGUAGAUGUGUUGAUGAUUGUUUUAUUCUUUUUAGGGACUCUACACAAAUUCCAUUGUUUUAAGAUUACAUUAACGCUAGACACCCGAAUAUAAAAUUUACCUGUGAAAUGGAGAAUAAUGGUACUCUACCUUUCCGACAAGGUGAUAUUAGAAAUGCUUCUAACAGUGUGAACUAAACUGUGAGACACUUCAUACUUAUGUGCGGUUUAUUGGGAGAAAUUGCAAUUAUACCGAAUUAAUUUCCUUUCUCUUGUGUCAUAGCCAUAGCCUUUCAAGGUCAAUGCAAUUAAGACAUUAUUAUAUAGAUAUUACAGCCUAACCUCUUCUUGGGAUUUGUUUGAUAAGGAGAUUAAGUUUCUCACUAUUUUUUUUUCUCAAUAAAGGUUUUCUUCGUAGUAUUACUAUUAUUAAUUCAACUAUCUCAGACUCCAGAGAAAGCAAGAGAAUAUAUUACGUUACCCUUUUAUGGCUAGCUGAGUUAUUCUAUCAGGAAAACCCUUAGUAGUUCUUUGAAAACAUAUUAUCCUGACGCUAAUUUUUUCUUUGUUUUCACUAAUCGUCACACUAUUGGCUCUCUUUAAAUUCAAAAGACAGUGUCCUUGCGAAUCUCGCCUCUAAUGUCGUAUAUGAAUUUAUCUGUUCAUGCUGUAAAGCACGAUACAUAGGUGAGACUCGCAGAAACUUACCACACAGAAUAGCUGAGCACAAAGGUUUUUCUGUUAGAACUAAUGGACUUUUAUGUAAUCCCUCCUUUUCUGCAAUUAGAACACACAUCCCUUUGGUGUCACUGAUUUCAAAAUUUUACAAAGAUCCAACACUGAUAUUGAGCUCUUAGAAGCACUAUUCAUAAAACAUAUACAACCAGACUUGAAUAAUCAACUUGUGUCGACUAGGCUUCACACUUUCCAAUAAAAGUUUUGAAUAUUUGCUUCACCUUCCUCUCCUACUUUUCUUCUCACAUUACCUCAACCAUUCUCACUCGUCCUUCCUCUACACCUUGUAGCAUAUACAUCCAGGUGUACUGUCACGUGAUGUAGUUAAGUACACAAUAUUCAGUGACCUAAAGGACGUCCCCGAAGGUAAUGGAUUCUUAUGUUGACGCGAGAAAGUAUGUUAAAGAAGACGCCGGGGUGAAGGUUGAUGUGUCAGUGAUCAUUCCAGUACACAAUGGGGCCACAUGGUUGGAUGCCUGUCUUGCCUCAGUGGAGCAGCAGCAGCUUCAGCAAAACGGUGCAGUGCUUAUGGUGGAGGUGUCUCUCUUCCUUGACUCCUGCACUGAUGCUUCGGAGACUGUGGUGCAGCAGUGGAUCCCGCCACUGCAGAGGAAGGGAUGCUGUGUCACCUUGACCACUGAACACAACAGCAGCCCCAGAGGAGUUGGGUAUGCCAAGAACAGGGCUGUGGAGCAGAGUCGAGGAGAGUUCCUGUGUUUUCUUGAUGCAGAUGAUGUUAUGAUGCCUACAAGAAUACGGAAGCAAUAUGAACUUGCUUGCAAAGCUUCUAAUGCUAUUGUGGGGUGCCGCUUUGUGCGAGAUCCUCCAGAGUCCACUGUGCGGUUCACUCGCUGGGCCAACACUCUCACCCAAGAGCAACUGCAGCUUCAGGUGUUCAUGUCACAUGGCCCCACUGUCAUCAUGCCCACCUGGUUCUGUCACCGCAGAGUUUUUGACCACGUUGGUGGCUUCAGUGAGGAAGGAGCAGGAACCCCAGAGGAUCUCAUAUUCUUUUUCCACCACCUGAGACUCAGAGGGAAGGUCUUGCGGCAUGAUGAUGAGCUCCUGGUGUACCGGUACCACCCCCAGGCCACCACAUUCUCUAUAGACGAGCAAACCAUUUGGGACCUGCGAAUGAAGGAGCUUGAGGCACGAGUGCUGUGUUCCUGGGAGGCCUUCACCAUAUGGAAUGCAGGGAAACAGGGCCGCAAAUUUUACAGAUCACUGAGCAAGGAGGCCCAGAGGAAGGUUGUGGCAUUCUGUGAUGUGGAUGCCAAGAAGAUCAACUCAUUCUACACUUAUGAAGAAUCACUAGAAAGACCGAAGCCCAAAGUUCCCAUUGUGCAUUUCACUGAAGCUCGCCCUCCUUUAGUGAUCUGCAUGAAGCUGGAGUUGACAGGAGGCAAGUUUGAAGAGAACUUGGCAUCUCUGAAGCUUGAGGAAGGAAAGGAUUACCACCUCUUUAACUGAGCUGCCUCACUAGCAUAGUAACAAGUGCCUUUGUAUGACAAUUAAGUUAAUAUUUCACCACAUGCAAGGUGGCUCCCAAGAAUGGUGUCCCUUUCAUGGUGAGUGAAAGCUAAAGAAAUAAAAAGACUAUAUCUCAUG